AGCCGCAUUCUUUUGCUCCGCUCCGUCCUGCCUGCUUCGGAGCUCUGCCUCGCAGCCCGGCUCCGCUGCGCUUUGUCCGGCGAUGGAGAGCGAGACGAGGCCCCGGGCCGGCCGGGCCUGGCUGCUCCAGCGGGAGGUGGGGCGCGCCCCGUCCCCGGCGCCGCGGCGGCCGCUUUGCAACUCGCAACCUGGCUAAUUUCCUGCGUCCUCUGGCACCAGGAAGGAGGACAAUCCGUCUCCCCGGGCUGCCCAAGCGACAGCUGUCAGAGGGGCAGGAGCUUCUGGGAGCCGCCAUCUGAAGGCUACGUGUGCCGCUUGGUCAUUCAAAUUGUCAAUUUUAGGUCCAGAAGUGUCCAAACCACAAGUUCUCAAAACUCUCUGAAAAAUGGCUCCCUCCGCGUUAAGCAAUUCUGAAAGGCAUUCUCUGGGAAAAGUCUGUGGCGAAGCAAGGGAUCUUCUUGCAAAUAAUGUGGUCUCGGGCAAAGAUGCAGCAUCUUGGCUGUCUGCUCAAAAAAUGCCUAGACUCUUGGUGGAAACUGAGUGUCGAGCUGCAAAACUUCACAUGGCAGAUUGUCAUCAUUUAAGAGCGCCUGGACACCGGAAAAGGCGAUUCACUGAGCGCCUGGAGUUGGAGACGGUUUGGGGUACAGUCUUAAACAUCUUUCGAGAGACGAUGAAAGCAUUUCCCCUUACAUUUGUUAUCAUGAGAAGCCUAUGAUUUCAUGUACCACUCCGCUGUGCACUGAGGAAAAGCAUAAAUGCAGGUGUGGCCCAGGCUCGGAGUCCUUCCAGCAGAACUCUGACCCCCCACUUUAGAGCCAAGCACCUCUCUACUAGGAGCACUUAUCAAACAAAACCAACCGGACCUGGAGGAGGUGUUUUAGCCUUUUGUCAGGUCUGCGCCGGGCGGCCAUUGGCGGCGGAGCGUCACGUGACUGCGGGGGCGUGCCAAUGUGCGCCCUCGCGGGUGUCAAGCCCCUGUCAGAGUGUGCGAUCCAGAGCGUGAAACAACGCGAUGCAAAAAGCGACCUACUACGACAGCUCGGCGAUCUACGGUGGCUACCCCUACCAGGCAGCCAACGGGUUCGCCUAUAAUGCCAGCCAGCAGCCGUACUCGGCGUCUGCGGCCCUGGGCGCCGAGGGCGAGUACCACCGGCCCGCCUGCUCGCUCCAGUCACCUGCCAGCGCCGGGGGCCACCCUAAGGCGCACGAGCUGAGCGCCUGUCUGCACACCCUGAGCGGCCCGCCCAGCCAGCCCCCAGGCCUGGGCGAGCCGCCCCUGGCCCCACCGCCGCCCCAGGCCGCGCCCCCUGCCCCUCAACAGCCUCAACCACCACCACAGACCCCUGCUCCAGCUCCUGCCGUGCCCCCGCCCCCGUCUUCAGUCUCCCCCCCUCAGAAUGCCAGCAGCAACCCCACCCCUGCCAGCGCGGCCAAGAGCCCCCUACUCAACUCACCCACGGUGGCCAAACAAAUCUUCCCCUGGAUGAAGGAGUCUCGCCAGAACACAAAGCAGAAAACCAGCGGCUCCAGCUCAGGAGAGAGCUGUGCGGGCGACAAGAGUCCGCCUGGGCAGGCGUCCUCCAAGCGGGCGCGCACGGCCUACACGAGCGCGCAGCUGGUCGAGCUGGAGAAGGAAUUCCACUUCAACCGCUACCUGUGCCGGCCACGCCGGGUGGAGAUGGCCAACCUGCUGAAUCUCACCGAGCGCCAGAUCAAGAUCUGGUUCCAGAACCGCCGCAUGAAAUACAAGAAGGAUCAGAAGGGCAAGGGCAUGCUGACGUCAUCAGGGGGCCAGUCCCCAAGUCGCAGCCCUGUGCCCCCGGGCGCAGGCGGCUAUCUGAACUCUAUGCAUUCGCUGGUCAACAGUGUUCCCUACGAGCCCCAGUCGCCCCCGCCUUUCUCCAAGCCCCCCCAGGGCGCCUACGGGCUGCCCCCUGCCUCCUAUCCUGCACCCCUGCCCAGCUGCGCGCCGCCGCCCCCACAGAAGCGCUACACAGCCGCGGGGGCAGGGCCAGGGGGCACACCCGACUAUGACCCGCACGCGCAUGGCCUGCAGGGCAACGGCAGCUAUGGGACCCCACACUUACAGGGAAGCCCCGUCUUCGUAGGGGGCAGCUAUGUGGAGCCCUUGAGCAACUCUGGGCCGGCCCUCUAUGGCCUAACUCACCUCCCUCACGCCGCCUCGGCCGCCAUGGACUACGGGGGUGCCGGGCCGCUGGGCAGCGGCCACCAUCACGGGCCCGGGCCGGGGGAGCCGCACCCCACUUACACGGACCUUACCGCCCACCAUCCUUCUCAGGGAAGAAUUCAGGAAGCCCCCAAGCUCACCCACCUGUGAUGGUGGGCUCGGGGCUGCGCGCCAGGAGAGUCCCCCCUCCCCUCUCCUCUUCCUUUGCUUUUUUUGUUUUAAGGUUCUCCCGGCCCCUCCCUUUUCUCUCUCUCUCCUCUGCUCCCUCCCCUCGCCCCGUUUUGUUUUCUUUGGUAACGCGUUUUUAUAGUUUUUGUGACGUAGCAAUCUUGGUUGCUGGAAUGGCUGUCAGUAUCAGUAGCGAUAUUUAUCUCUUCCCGCCCCUCGUCGGCCGCUGGCCCUGCACCCUUUACCUUCUCUACUCUUUGAUCAGAAACAGGGUAUAUGAACAAAUUUUCUAGCCGAGUUCUUCAAUGUGAAUUUGUUCGUACAUUAUGGCUCCCGAGGGGACGCGAUUACUUUUUUUUUUUAAUUUUAGUUUUUUAAUUGCACUUCUUGUAAAGAGCGAGAAAAAAAAAUCAAAGGCGCUUUGAGACAGGGACCCCCUGUGCAAGGUUAACUACGUGUACGUCUUUCCGUGUGUGUAUGCUGGUGAACAGUCAGAUUUAUUUAUAUUUUUUUUGCAAGCAUUGAAUAAUCUAAGUUUUAAAUAUUAUUUAUCCCCAUCCGUUCGUAUUUAUAUUAAAGAAAUUCUGUACCCUGAUUGUUCAGAAGGUUUCUUGGGCCUUUUGUUCAAUGGUGUAUUGGCGUACGUAGGAAAUUUUUUAUUUGAAAGGGAAAUGUAAUUCCUUUAUAAAAAACGGUAACGAUGCAAUAAUACCAGAGAGGAUCCAGCUUUCGAAAAGCGGUGAUUUAAUUUGUAACAUCCGGCGAAACUGAAGAAAACAAUCUGUAAACGCGAAAACUGCUACAUUUGUUUUGAGAGUUCUACAUUCCUUGCUGCUCACACUCUGAGAAACAAAACAAAAAAAAAAUAAAGUUUUUAUUCUGAAUAA
Molecule: messenger RNA, 3246 nt
Organism: Phyllostomus hastatus (greater spear-nosed bat)
Lineage: Eukaryota; Metazoa; Chordata; Mammalia; Chiroptera; Phyllostomidae
Gene: HOXA3
Product: homeobox A3
Exons: 7
Coding region: 1016-2341 (441 amino acids)
Biological process (GO): regulation of transcription by RNA polymerase II
Cellular component (GO): nucleus
Molecular function (GO): RNA polymerase II cis-regulatory region sequence-specific DNA binding; DNA-binding transcription factor activity, RNA polymerase II-specific
Source: RefSeq, a predicted model, not a curated record